UUACACGACAUCAACAAUGGCUGCAAAACGACGGCAGAUGCAAAGUUCCGAUGCUUCAAAUGGCAAAUCUAGUGCAAAUAAGGGGAAUUCAAGACCCAAAUUCAUUCCAAAAAAUAAAUCUAAAGAUGAUGAGUAUUCAAAGAAGAAUGCCAACACCGUGUUAUAUAAGAUAUUCUUGGUUGCAAUGGCUAUUCUGAUUGGCUUUACGCACAGAAACCACAUUGCAAACAUGUUUGAAAGAGACCGGCAUUUUUCUCAUUUAUCUACACUGGAGAGGGAGCUUGCUUUUAGAACAGAAAUGGGUUUAUACUAUUCAUACUACAAAACAAUGAUUGAAUCGCCAACAUUUAUUGACGGUUUAUACCAGAUUAUGAAUGACAACAUCACAGAAUACCCCCUCACUAUAAACACCCUGAAGAGAUUUAAUCUGUACCCAGAGGUAGCAUUAGCCAUUGGGUACAGAGCGUAUGAAGGUAUUAAUGCAGCAUUGAAAAGGCCCACCAAGAUGUGUUGGCGAGUGAACCGUGGAGAAGGUCUUAGUCCAGUACAAAGUUGUGAAGGUUUGGGUGAGCCGUCGUAUUUCUACGUGGAGCAUGUGUUCAUUCUGAAUGGCAUAAUGAUGUCCAUGUUUUUCCUGUUUGGUACUUAUCUAAGUGGGAGCAUGUUUGGAGGGAUACUAACUGUGGCAUCAUUUUUCUUUAAUCACGGAGAGGCCACAAGAGUACAGUGGACACCACCUUUGAGAGAAAGUUUUGCUUAUCCAUUCAUUGUUGGUCAGAUGUUUUUAGUCACCCAUCUUCUCAGGACACCAAUACCAACAUUUAGACACAGUUUACCCAUUGCCAUAGCAACCAUUUUGUUCAUGUUACCAUGGCAGUUUGCACAAUUUGCUUUGUUAACAGAAAUGAUUGCCGUAUUUGCCACAUAUGUUUUAGGCUAUAUUGGAUCUCGUAAAAUGAAAGUGUUUCUUCUAGGGAUAGGGGGUGGUUUUGUAAUAAGCUAUAUCCUGCUGUUUGGCAAUAAGAUGUUGCUGACGUCUUUCUUUUUCUCUGGUCUUCUAACCAUCACAGGUAUUGUAUUGAUAGAACCAGUCCUAGAAACACUUAGGAUACGCCCUUUGAUAUGGAUAAGUCAGGGAGCUAUGUUAGGUGUUGGAACUGUAGGAUUUAAAUUUGUCAUUGCCAAACUAUUCAAUAUAGAGGAUGAUGCACAUAUAGGAGAUAUCUUCCGGAGUAAAUUUUCUGAUUUUAAAAACUUCCACACGAUGUUAUAUACAUGUGCAGCAGAGUUUGAUUUUAUGGAAGCAGAGACUCCUGGUAGAAUCCUGAAGACAAUGUUAGCUCCAGCAGUUCUUGUAGUUUUAGUAACAGUCACCUACUUUUUGCUGAAAUCAGAAUAUACUUCCUGGUUGAAUACAAGUGAUGAACCAGAGCAGAUACUCAAUACAGACAUUCCAAAUAGAAGUAAACCUAAUGCUGAGAUUGUUUAUCAUUUAUUCCAACUGAUAGCUUUUACACUAAUGGCAGUGAUCAUUAUGAGAUUAAAACUAUUCUGGACACCCCAUUUGUGCCUUAUGACUUCAUUGCUAGCUUCUAGACAGAUUUUUGGUUGGCUAGGAAACAGGGAGAAACAUUAUGCAAUACUGACUGUGUUACUGGCAUGUAUGAGUUACCAGGGAAUUGCAAACCUGCAGCAUCAGUGGAGCAUUCUCGGUGAAUUCAGUAAUAUGCCAUUAGAAGAACUUGUUGAAUGGACUAAAGCAAAUACACCAAAAAAUGCAGUGUUUGCAGGUCCCAUGCCCACAAUGGCUACAGUAAAAUUGUGCACAGGUCGACCAAUUGUAAACCAUCCACACUAUGAAGAUGCAGGUUUAAGAGAGAGGACAAAGAAAGUAUACACAAUGUACAGUCGUAAACCUUUAAGUGAAAUAAAGAAGAAUUUACAAGCUCUUCAAGCAGACUAUGCUAUACUGGAGGACUCUUGGUGUGUUCGGAGAUCAAGACAAGGGUGUAGUAUGGCGGAGAUCUGGGAUAUAGAAGAUGAAGAGAAUCGAGGGGAGACAACUCCAGCUUGUACAAAACUGAAAGAAAGCCCCGGACCUUACUUCAAGACAGUGUUCAAGAAUAAUGUGUAUCAAGUACUUAAAGUGUUAAAAUAGUAUAUCAUAUUGCUGAUUAAGUUUUUUUACUGACAUAAGUUUGCAGAUUAAUUUUUUCGCAAGACUUUACCUAUAUUUUAAUCAGGGUUUGAUUAUUUUGCCACCUGAGAAACAAUUUCUAUUAUUUAUACAUUAAAAACAGUUCAAAUCAUAAAAAAGCACUAUCAAACAAUUUUUUUUUCAUUAUUGAUGACUUUCAUGGAAUCUAAUGAUAAACUGAAUUAGAAGUUUUUGUUUGAUAUUACCAUACGUAUCCAGUUUUAAGGUGAUAAGAAUACAAUAAGUUUUUUUUUAUCUAUUUAAUAUGUUAGAUAAGAAUGUUAGGUACGAAACUAUUUAUUGUUGUUAAAAUACUUGAAAGGAACUUGUUUAUUGAAGAGCCCAUUUUCUUUCCAUGAUUACAUUAUUGUUUCAUUACUUGAACUUUAUUUUUGUGUCUGCACUUUAUUGAAAUUUUAAGUCAAAAUUUGAAGUAUUUGUGUUCAGAUAAUGUAUUCAUUAUUUUCAAAUUAGUUGUUACUUAGAUUGUGUAAAAAUGGUUAUAUAAAAUGUACAAAAUUACUCCAUUUUUCUUCAACUUCAGACGCUGGAGUUACCUUUCCUCUUGAAGUGAAUUCCUCAUAACUGCAUUUUUCUUCAACUAUAGACAGUGGAAUAACCUUUUCUUCUUAAAGGGACAUUCCUCAUAACUCCAUAUUUCUGGAUGGUUUGGAACCUUUCCUCUGAAAGGGACAUUCUUCUAGAUUUUGGUCAAAAUUAUAUGAAAUCAAAAUAGUACUUUUUUACUAAUUUCUAUAGUGAUAUGCAGAGUUUAGUGUUUAUUUAUUUUAAAAAAAUCUUAUCCAAUAUAAAAUAAUUUGAUAAAAUAUUGAUAAAACCUUAUACUGUGCUAGUCAUACAGUAAAAAGUACUGGAAAAUUUCAGGAAUUUAACUAUACUAUAUUUUAAAGCGUUCUGUCAAAAUUUAGACAAAAGGGGUGAGAGCAAAAGAGUUUUAUGUGCAUGUGAAUAAAGAAGCAGAUUGGCCUCUUUAACAUUCACUCCCUGUAAUUUUUUUAUUUUUUUUAAAAAAUGUAAAAUUGAUUUUUGAUGUUUUACUGUAAAGUAAUCAUUAAUUGUAUAAUUCCUGAUUUAAUAAUUGUAUCAAUACAUGCAUGUAACUUUAAAACCAACAAGCAGGAAAAAUUUCUCUUCAUUUUAUUGUGAAAAAUUAUAAUUCCACGAAUUUAUAUGCAGAAGAAAUGGCCAUUUAGCUUGAAACCACUAAAUUUUAUGACAACGCCAUUAAAUGAUUUUGAGGUAUAUAAGUUUCAAUCUUGUUUUGAAAUGUUUGAUAUUGUGAUGAACAGUGGAGGCAUGUCCCUGUAACAGAAUUCAAGUACAGUAGAGUGCAUAUCCCUGUAACAGACAUCAUGUACAGUAGAGUGCAUGUACCUGUAACAGACAUCAUGUGCAGUAGAGUGCAUGUCCCUGUAACAGACAUCAUGUACAGUAGAGUGCAUUUCCCUGUAACAGAAUUCAUGUACAGUAGAGUGCAUGUCCCUGUAACAGAAUUCAUGUACAGUAGAGUGCAUGUCCCUUUAACAGAAUUCAUGUACAGUAGAGUGCAUGUCCCUUUAACAGAAUUCAUGUACAGUAGAGUGCAUGUCCCUUUAACAGACAUCAUGUACAGUAGAGUGCCUGUCACUUUAACAGACAUGUACAGUAGAGUGCAUGUCCCUGUAACAGACAUCAUGUACAGUAGAGUGCAUGUCCCUGUAACAGACAUCAUGUACAGUAGAGUGCAUGUAUCACUGGGAAGAGAUUACUUAUUGUUUGUGAAGCACGGUAGUCAGCUGUAGUUGUAACCUUAUCAUGACAACUAUUUACCUAUGGUAUUAACACUUUUUUUUAUAUUUAUUACUUUUGUUACAAUUUUGCUAGGUGUGUUUGCCAUUGCUUUAAAAGAAGCUAGUCCCACCAGAAAUGUGCUUUAAUUUUGAAUCUCCAUUCAGUUUAAAUAUUUUUCAUUGAUAUUCUUAUUUUCUCUUUCAUUUCCUCGUUAGUGUUAAUUCAUAUUUAAGACCAAGUUUUAAAAAUGUUUAUGUUGUAUGAUUGUUACGGGAAUUCAGUUCUGGAUUGUUAUGGUAAAUUCCACUGAGAAAAUGAAAUUGAAGAAAUAACAUUUGAAGUUACAUUUCGCUACACCUUAUUUUUUUUUGUUUGGAAGUUAUAGCUGUAGUGUUACCUUUAGAGAACAAGAAUGUAGUUAUAUAUUAUGAUACUUGUUGCAUAUUGAAUUCAAACAUAUUGUCAAGAAUUAGGAAGUGCUAAAAGUUUGUGUAGGCUACAAGCUAAUAUUUCAUUAUAUAUGUCUGGAUGUAGAAAAAAGGAAAUAAACAAAAAGAAAAGUCAUUUAAUAAAACAAAAAGUGUGAAUAACUGUA
Messenger RNA from Mercenaria mercenaria, 4583 nucleotides. Its product is annotated as probable C-mannosyltransferase DPY19L1. The coding region runs from base 17 to 2158 and encodes 713 amino acids. The transcript has 21 exons. The record is from RefSeq and is a predicted model, not a curated record. Gene Ontology annotation, cellular component: nuclear inner membrane. Lineage: Eukaryota; Metazoa; Mollusca; Bivalvia; Venerida; Veneridae. Gene Ontology annotation, molecular function: mannosyltransferase activity.